GCCGGGCCUCAGGACAGCGAGCGCCGCCGCCGGGCCUGGGGCGCGGGGCCGCGGGAGGCCGAGGACCGCGGUCUCUCCCCAGCCUCACCAUGACCCCGUGAUACCAGAGGCUGAGCCCCGGGUCAUCCGCCACAGAUCCCACCAGCGCGCAUCAUGGCUAAGAGUGCAGAGGUCAAGCUGGCCGUAUUCGGGAGAGCUGGUGUGGGCAAGUCAGCGCUCGUGGUGCGGUUCCUGACCCGACGGUUCAUCUGGGAGUACGACCCCACACUGGAAUCCACCUACCAACACCAGGCGACCAUCGACGAUGAAACCGUUUCUAUGGAAAUCCUGGACACGGCUGGGCAGGAGGACGGGGCGCAGCGUGAGGGCCACAUUCGGUGGGGCGAAGGCUUCGUGCUGGUCUACGACAUCACCGACCGCGGCAGCUUCGAGGACGUGCUGCCCCUGAAGAACGUUCUGGACGAGAUCAAGAAGCCCAAGCCGGCCACGGUGGUGCUGGUGGGCAACAAGGCGGACCUGGGGCACUCGCGGCAGGUGAGCGCGGAGGAGGGCCGGCGGCUGGCCGCGCAGCUGGCCUGUGGCUUCUACGAGUGCUCGGCCUGCACGGGCCAGGGCCGCAUCGCCGAGCUCUUCCUGGAGCUGGGCCGCGAGGUGCGGCGCCGGCGGCUGGCGCAGGGCAAGGCGCGGAGACGCAGCUCCACCACGCAGGUCAAGCAGGCCCUCAACAAGAUGCUCACCAAGAUCAGCAGCUAGGCCGGCGGCCGGGGCGGCAGGAGGGGGAGGAGGAGGAGGAGGAGGACCAGAGGAGGAGGAGGACCAGGAGG
Molecule: messenger RNA, 824 nt
Organism: Dipodomys spectabilis (banner-tailed kangaroo rat)
Lineage: Eukaryota; Metazoa; Chordata; Mammalia; Rodentia; Heteromyidae
Gene: Rerg
Product: RAS like estrogen regulated growth inhibitor
Molecular function (GO): GTP binding; GTPase activity
Source: RefSeq, a predicted model, not a curated record